AUGCCAUCCGAGUUCUAUAUUAGCCAGUCUCUGAGAGUGUUAAAGUUGAGCAAUGCUACUCCUACCAGAUUGAUUUUGAACCAAACGGUGGCCUUAACGAAUUUGAAGUUUCUCCAACUCAAGAACUUCUUGUUUACGCAUCAGAAUUUCAAUGCACAGAUCUUUUCUGGGUGCCCAAAUCUUGAAACUUUGGUUUUGCGCAAAUGUGCCAUUAGUCCUGGGGAUAAACUGAAGGUUUUGAAUGUUUCAGGGCAUAAACUCAAUGAGAUACAGAUAUUACCUGGGAGAUUUCCUUGGGCCUAUGUUUAUGAUCAACAAAUAGAGAUUUGUGCACCAAGACUCGCUUGUUUUAAGUGCAAAGGCACUAUUCCUGCAGUGUCCUUUAAGGGAAACAUGCCUCGUUUGGACAGAGUGUCUAUAGACUUGGAUCAUACAAGUUCUUAUGAAAUGGGUUGUGCAACUGAGAGAAAAAAUAAGAUGGAGGAGAUCUUGAUUAACAUGGUUGGUGAUCUCUGGAACGCGCCGUACAUCUUCCUGUCCUUGAAGACUAUGAUGAUUCUCCUCGACAUUUCUAAUCUAUGUGAACGUGGAGCCUCUACAUUAAGGGGUCGAAGUUUGAAAGCAAAUAAUAGCCACACAGACAGGAAUGGAUCUUCUGAUGCUAUUAUCGACCCCUGGACCGCUGCCAUUGAGAAGCCCUUGAUCUUGGAUCUCCAAAAGGAACACAGAAUGUGUCCAAGUUUUGAAGUCAAACGUAAAGGGAAAAUCUUGCUGUAUGCACCAACAUAUGUUACGACCUACUUACACCAAAGCUUUCCACGUGCAGACACUUUCACUUUCGAGCUUCCUGAGUCAGAUCUUAUGACUCUUAUCCAAUGA
Messenger RNA from Ilex paraguariensis (yerba mate), 879 nucleotides. The record is from the annotation of a GenBank genome assembly. NCBI's taxonomy places the organism in Eukaryota, Viridiplantae, Streptophyta, Magnoliopsida, Aquifoliales, Aquifoliaceae.